AUGGCCCCAUUUACACUCAUGGGUAUAUUGGCACUGACGAAGCCAAUGUUGGCACUUCUAUCUGUUUUGGGGGCUAUUUUUGUAAAGUUUGCCUACGUUGGACUUACGUGUCCCACGCGACAUCUUCCCGGACCAUGGUAUACACGAUUUACACAUCUGCGUCUCAAAUACGCGGUUGUGACAGGAAAGCGAAUCUUUUACAUUGAUUCUCUCCACCAACGCUAUGGCCCUGUUGUCCGGCUAUCUCCCUCAGAGGUGGGCAUCGCAGACCUGGAAGCGUUCAAGGAGAUCCACAAGAUUGGUACAAAGUUUCUGAAGAGCGAAUGGUACCUGCGACUGGCCAAUUUCCCAAAGCCUGGUGUGUUCACAAUGCUAGAUCCUCGCGAGCACGGACCAAGACGCAAGCUCUUGUCGAGGUCGUUUAGCAGAAGCUAUCUGGUGGACAAUUGGGAGUCAACAGUUCGUGAGAAGGCUUUCCUGGCUGUCACCAAGAUCAGAGAAAAUGCAUUGGAUAGCAUAGCUGAUGUAUACAACUGGUGGAUGCUUCUAGCAUCAGAUGUCAGUGCUCAUCUUGCAUUUGGCGAGUCUUUCGGUAUGCUGGAGAUGGGACAUGCCAACCAGUUCAUUCGUGUGCUCAAGAAACUCACAAUGGGUGCUGGAAUCAUGGUUGAAAUGCCGUUUCUCCGCCUUCUUCGAUACAUACCGGUGAACGCAAUUCAAGAAAUGUUCAACGCAAACGACUUCAUCCUCCAAGGAGCAGGACGAGCUGUCGAAAUGGCAAGACAGAAUGCGGGAGAAGCCAAUAUAUUCGCCAAGGUGAUCGAAGACUGUGAGAAAGAGGGCGACGGACACAUUGACGAUAUGGAUGUCAGGAUUGAAGCCAUGAAUGUGAUAAUUGCGGGCACAGAUACAACCGGUGUCACCUUGACCUAUCUUACCUGGGCGGUACUCCAGCGACCACAACUACAAACAGCGUUGGAAGCCGAGGCUGCAGGGCUAGCCGACAACUUUACUGAAAACGACUUGAUCAAGCUUCCCCUGUUGAACGCUGUGAUUGAAGAGACGCUACGUUUGUACGGAGCAGCGCCGAGUAGUCUUCCUCGUGUUGUGCCCAAGGGCGGAACGAGCUUCAGCGGCCACUACAUCCCACAAGGCGUGACUGUGGAUACGCAAGCUUAUACUUUUCACCGUAACCCUGAGAUCUGGAACGAUCCAUUGAGAUUUAACCCACAUCGAUGGAUCUCCUCCAAAGAGCAGACGGCAGAAGCCCUCUCGCCCGCCGCAAAGACCGCGUUCCAUCCUUUUGGCGCUGGUGCAAGAUCGUGCAUCGGCAUCCAUCUUGCACGUAUGGAGUUGCGGUACGCUGUCGCGUUCUUUUUCAGAGAGUGCAAGGGUAUCCAUUUGGUAGAAUCGGCUACGGAAGAAAGUAUGGAGUUUGAGAAUUUCUUCUUGAUUGCGCCGAAGGCGCACCGAUGUGAAAUAACUUUACGGUGA
Molecule: messenger RNA, 1494 nt
Organism: Plenodomus lingam JN3
Lineage: Eukaryota; Fungi; Ascomycota; Dothideomycetes; Pleosporales; Leptosphaeriaceae
Molecular function (GO): monooxygenase activity; iron ion binding; heme binding
Source: RefSeq, a predicted model, not a curated record